Solea senegalensis (Senegalese sole) is the source of this 2353-nucleotide messenger RNA. RefSeq names its product D(1) dopamine receptor-like. The record is from RefSeq and is a predicted model, not a curated record. Gene Ontology annotation, molecular function: G protein-coupled receptor activity. The coding region runs from base 580 to 1689 and encodes 369 amino acids. The transcript is spliced from 2 exons. Lineage: Eukaryota; Metazoa; Chordata; Actinopteri; Pleuronectiformes; Soleidae. Gene Ontology annotation, cellular component: membrane. Gene Ontology annotation, biological process: adenylate cyclase-activating adrenergic receptor signaling pathway.
GCAGCAGUAGCAGCAGCAUCAGCAGUGGCGGAGGUGAUGCCUCAGUGACAUUUGAAUCCUGCUGUUUGUAUUAUUCAUUUGCUCACAACAGUCCGCGAUGCGGAGCUGGUCGAGGACAGAGUCGGACUGUCCUGUGGUUGGUUUCUGUCUGACCUGGACUCUGGAGCGCCCUUUGGACGGACUUUGCGUGCUGAAGUUGUUACUGUAUGGAGGCGACGGGACAUUUAUUUUGAAAUGAUGACCGCGUCUGUAUGAGGCAGAGAGCUUCUGGUGGCUUUUGUUAGCAAUGCUCUAAAAUUAGAGCUGUUUGGGACCAGGACAGGCUGACGGGCUUCCUUCUUUACACUGAGGAAUUAAGUUACCAAUACCUCUCAGUGUUGACGCUCCGAUGAUGUCAGAUCUAAUUUACAACAUCAGGUUCCAAACGUCCAGCCCUGAGAGGGUUUGCCUGGAACAUCUAAUCUUUCACCAAGAACUGUUUCAUACAGUAAUGGAGAGGUUGUAAUCCAGUGGAUAUAAUGGAGGACAAUUCCUCAGAAUGACUUAGAUGACCACUCGCCAAGCGGCACAGGUUCAGGGAUGGAGCUCAAGAACAUGACAACUGUCAUCGACAGUGGGUUUUUGGACGAGACGCCUUCGAGCCGCGUGCUGACUGGCUGUUUCCUCUCGCUGCUCAUCCUCACCACCUUGCUGGGGAACACUCUCGUCUGUGCGGCCGUCACCAAAUUUCGACACCUUCGCACCAAGGUCACCAACUUUUUCGUGAUCUCGCUGGCUGUGUCAGACCUCCUGGUUGCCAUCUUGGUGAUGCCGUGGAAGGCGGUAACAGAGAUCGCUGGUUUCUGGCCAUUCGGCUCCUUCUGUGACACCUGGGUGGCUUUUGAUAUUAUGUGCUCCACGGCGUCCAUUUUGAACCUCUGCGUGAUAAGCCUGGACCGGUACUGGGCCAUCUCCAGCCCCUUCCGCUACGAGAGGAAAAUGACACCUCGAGUGGCCUAUGUGAUGAUCAGUGUAGCCUGGACUCUGUCUGUCCUCAUUUCCUUCAUCCCAGUGCAGCUCAACUGGCACAAGGCCCAAACCCAUGCUCACAGCCAGCUCUCUGGCUCCUCAGAGUUAAAUGCUACAACUUACCACAGCUCAGAAAACUGUGACUCGAGCCUUAACAGGACGUAUGCCAUCUCAACGUCUCUAAUAAGCUUUUACAUUCCGGUAGCCAUCAUGGUAGCGACCUACACGCAGAUCUACCGCAUUGCGCACCGACAAAUCCGGAGGAUCUCUGCCCUGGAGCGAGCGGCCGAAAGUGCCAAAAACAGACAUGACAGCAUGGGCGGAGGGUCCAGCAUCGCAGAGUCCGAGAGCUCCUUCAAAAUGACAUUCAAGAGAGAGACCAAGGUGCUGAAGACUCUGUCGGUCAUCAUGGGGGUGUUUGUGUGCUGCUGGCUGCCGUUCUUCAUCCUCAACUGCAUGGUGCCCUUCUGCGAGCAGUCGAGCGGAGGAGAGGCCUUCCCCUGCAUCAGCCCCACCACGUUUGACGUGUUUGUGUGGUUCGGCUGGGCUAAUUCCUCCCUCAACCCCAUCAUCUAUGCCUUCAACGCAGAUUUCCGCAAGGCCUUCUCCAUCCUGCUCGGCUGCCACAGACUUUAUCCAGGAGGCCACAACAUAGAGACGGUCAGUCUAAACAAGAAAUGACUCACGACUCUCCCCCAGCACUGACUCAUGCUUCAUGCUUUGAGUCGGAGCUUUUUCCUGUUGAGGCCAGUCUGAUCAACUUCAAACAAGGACGCCGCUCUCUGUGCUAACGCUAAGUGUGACUGAAGGAUAACAGUGACCUAAAAUGGACCCUUGUUUGCACUAGGUGAGAAGCCCGCCUGUGUGCAGACUGUCAGAGUGAGCUUUCCAUGGUCGCUCAACUGUUCCACUGUCUGCAGAUGGGGGAAAAAAUCUCCUGAAAGAGAGGAGGGGAUUUAGGGGAUUGAGAUUAAGGUUCUCCGCUGUUGUGUCAGGGAGCACAGCAGUGCUGACACGCCUCUGGGACAGAUAAUCCCACAACUGGGCAAUGCACUCCCUCACGCUGUCAGACACUGCUCUCUUCAAUACCAUCACACACACACACAACCACUGUCCACACAUACCGCUCUACAGUGCAGAUGCAGCACUCAGCAUACACGCUACAACAAAUUACACAACAGGACACAGAAAUACUGUUCAUCAUUCCGUUUUCAUCUCCGGCACUCCAAGGAUUCCGGUGGUGAAAGCAUCAAACCAAAUCACUUCUCUCCAGAGAGGAAAGUCUAUCCACAAGCCAGUGUGAUUAAGGUUUCCGAGUUGUUAUUUACAUCUCAAUAAAAUCAGA